UCAGAUUUUCAUGAAAUGCUGGAAACGCUUUUCCCGCCUCCUCCGGCAGAGGGCGCCAUCGCUCCUCCGGUGUUGUCGGAAGUAAGGCGCGCUUCCCGGUUCCGUCGCGCGUUUCCCGGUCGUGCGGCAGGCCGGGCCCGGUGUCGGUUCGUACGGGUGCCGGGAGGGGCGCACGCGGUUCCAUGGGAAACGAGGAGAAUGCCACAGCCACGAUUGUUGCUGGUAAUCACCGGUGACGAUUUCGGCUAUUGUUCUCGGAGGAACCAGGGGAUUGUUGACUGCUUCCUGGCAGGAGGGAUCUCCAAUGUUUCCCUGCUGGUGAACGGUUCAGCAGCUAAAGAGGCUGCAGAUCUAGCCAAAAGACAUGAAAUUCCCAUUGGUCUCCAUGCCAACCUCUCUGAGGGCACUCCAGUGUGUCACAUCCUGCAGAAGUCCUCCAGCCUCACUGACCACAGAGGCUUUUUCCAUGGGAAAAUGGGCUUCCGUCAGAGCUUGGAGAGAGGUCAGCUCUGCAUGAAACAGGUGGAGAUGGAGUUAAGGGCCCAGGUGAAGCGCUUUGUGGAACUUACAGGUCAUCUGCCCAAUCAUAUGGAUGGACACCAACAUGUUCAUGUGCUACCAGAGGUCCGUGAUGUCUUCGCUCAGGUGAUGUCAGACCACAGGAUUCGGUUCACUCGUGUUCCAGUAGAACCUGGUUUGCACAGCUGCCAAUGGCUCCCUGAGCACCUGCACACCUUCUACUCCCAGGUGGAGAAGGACGCCCUGGACUCCAUGGCUGUCUUCAGGCAUAAUGGGAUUAGGUGGCCUGAUGUGUACCUUGGACUGACCACCAUGGGUCAAAACAUGUCUGUCCCCCACCUGCAGAGGGCGCUGCGGCUCGCUCUGGCUGCAGGGCAGAUGGGUGAACCGUCCAGUAGGGCGUGUGUCACAGCUGAGCUUAUGGUCCACCCAGGUUACCCAAGUCAUCCCCAGGAGGGCGGCUGUGGGGAAGGACCGGACGACUUCUCUCAGUCACUUGAACGACAGCAUGAACUGAGCGUGCUCAGUGACCCGUCUAUGGCAGCGCUCUUGAGCCAGGAGAAGGUUCAGCUGUGUGCUUUUAAAGACCUUUGACCUUUGUUGUCUCUGGAGUCAAUGAGCCUGGACAGAACCGCUGGUAGAACCAAGGUUCAGCAUAUCUUGGGUUCUCUGAGGUCCAAAAUAACUUUUUUUAACACACUAUGACUCAUUUCACUACUGAUGCUAGCUAGCAUCUCCGGAGGGUUUAAAUAAAAAGAGUUUUAUUGACCUAA
Molecule: messenger RNA, 1292 nt
Organism: Oryzias latipes (Japanese medaka)
Lineage: Eukaryota; Metazoa; Chordata; Actinopteri; Beloniformes; Adrianichthyidae
Gene: ydjc
Product: YdjC chitooligosaccharide deacetylase homolog
Biological process (GO): carbohydrate metabolic process
Molecular function (GO): deacetylase activity
Source: RefSeq, a predicted model, not a curated record